Molecule: messenger RNA, 9132 nt
Organism: Dictyostelium purpureum
Lineage: Eukaryota; Evosea; Eumycetozoa; Dictyosteliales; Dictyosteliaceae
Gene: DHKG
Exons: 2
Coding region: 1-9132 (3043 amino acids)
Biological process (GO): protein phosphorylation; phosphorelay signal transduction system
Molecular function (GO): phosphorelay sensor kinase activity; protein binding; ATP binding
Source: RefSeq, a predicted model, not a curated record
AUGAGUAACUUUGUAUGGUUACAAGAUUAUUGUAUAGGGGAAAAGAUUCAAGAAGAAAAAGUUUUUUCAAUAUAUAGAGCAUCAUUAACUAAUAACAGCUAUAUAUUUCCUUUACCUUCAACAACUUUUAACAAUUCUUUAAUUAGCUCAACACCUAUAAUUUAUGAAAACUCAGUUGUAAAUAAAAAUUAUACAUUAAAUAAUGAAAACAGUUAUUUAAAUAUAAACAAUAGUAAUAAUGAAAUUAUAAACAUAAAUAAUAAUAAUAAUAAUUAUAAUAAUAAUAAUAAUAAUAAUAAUAAUAAUAAUAAUAAUAAUAAUAAUAAUAAUAAUAUUAAUAUAAAGGAAAACAGUAUUUUAAACAGCAAUAGUUUCAGCGAUACAGAUUUGUCAUAUAAAUCUAAAACCAUAAAGUUUUUUAAUAGCGAAAAUGAACAGCAACAAGCAACAAAUAAAAGAGUAUCUACUAAAUUUAUCCAACAGCAGUCUUUUACUUCUCCAUCAAUAGCAACAUCAACAAUUAAUAUUAAUCCAUUGACAAAUAAUAUCAUAUCACCCAAUAAUAAUGGUUUAAAUAAUAUUAAUAAUAAUCCUUCACUAAAUAUAAUAAAUAACAUUGAUAUGGAUUUAGUAUCACCCCCACCAUUGGGUUCACUCUCACCCCUAGGGUUUAAACAAUCCCAAAUAUUAGGCAGAAAACCAACAGAAUUUGUGCUUAAUAAUAAUUUUGUUUUAUUAAAAAUCCUAAACUAUAAAUAUCCACCAGUCGAAUUGAUUACAAUAUUUCAAAGAGAAUAUUUUAUUUUAUCAUAUUUAUCAGAAUUUGAUGGGAUACUAAAGUUAAUCAGAACUCAAAGCGAAUAUGGAAAUAUAGUAGCUUUAAUAUUUGAAGAAGCAGGUUUUAAAUCACUAACAGCAUAUUAUAAUUUAUCAUCUUUAAACUCUCAAUCUUUUAUACAUUCAUCAUCAACUUCACCUUCGAUCAAAAGUACCAUACACGAUAUUUCGAAACCUUUUAAUCUAAAUUCAUCAAAUUCAUCAAAUUCUAAUAGUACCACUCAAACACCAAACCAAGCUUCAACUCAACCACCACAACAAUUAAAUCCCUCUUGUUCACCUUUGAUAAUAACCUCACAACCAUCUCUCCUAAACAGCUUAAAUAAUAUUGUAAAUAAUAAUAAUCCAACUUCCUCUAAUUCUAUUAAUAUGAAUAUUGAUGGAAGUAAUGUAAAUAAUAUUGUAAAUAGUCAAAAUAAUACAUUAAAUACAACAACAACAAUAAAUAAUAUCAACAAUAAUAAUUAUAUGCCAUCAUCUCCAAUUUUAGGGUCAAAUAAAAUUAAUAAUAAAAGAAGAGCAUCGCUUACACCUACGACAACACCACUAUCAGCAAGCCCAAUUUUAUAUAAUACAAAAAAAUUUGGGGAUAUUGAUACAAAUACUUUUUUAAAUAUAGCAAUUCAAAUAGCAACUAUAUUGGAGACAAUUCAUAGUAAAGGGUGUAUUCACAGAGAUAUUAGACCAUCAAAUAUAUAUUUAAACACAUCAUGUAAAGUAAAGUUGGCAAAUUUUCAGUUUUCAAUUCUAAAAAAAUCAUCAAGUUUUUUUAAAAAUUUAAAUUCCAAUAACAAUUCCAAUUUUAAUGAUCAAGAUUCCGACAGUUUUCAUAAUGGUAAUUUCAAUGAUGAUUCAUGUAGCCAUUCAAUGAGUAGUGGUGUGGGAGAAGGUUAUGAAGAUAAUUUAUUCAAUAAUAAUUUUAAUUAUGAUGACGAAUCAAUUUGCCAAUUAUUUAAAAAUCCACCCGAUUUAUCAAGAUUUAGCACAUCAACAUUUUAUUAUAUUUCACCAGAAGAUACAGGUAGAACCCAGCAUUCAGUUGAUGAAAGAUCAGACUUAUAUUCAUUAGGUAUCACUUUUUUUGAAUUGUUAACAGGUAGAGUUCCAUUUCAAAGUACAGAUCUUUCAGAAUUAAUACAUUCCCACUUGGCCAAAAAACCACCCAACGUAAGUGAUUUAAACUCAAAUACACCAUUAAUAUUAUCAAAAAUUGUAAAUAAGUUACUCCAAAAGUCACCAGAUGAUAGGUACAAUUCAUCUUAUGGUUUAAAAAAAGAUUUGGAAAUGGUGAAGCUUCAGUUAAGUUUGGAUAAUCAAAGAAAUAUAGAUUUUCAAUUGGGAACUUUUGACAUUAUAAACAGACCAAUUAUUUCAAAUGAAUUAUAUUCAAGGAAAAAAGAGUUGAAUAUAAUUCUAUCAACUAUAAAAAAGGUUUCAAAAGGUGGAAAGGAGUUUAUUAUUGUUUCAGGUUUAUCAGGUGUCGGAAAAACGAGUUUAAUCAAUGCAUCAUGUAAAAAAUCAAUCGUUAAAAUCAGAUUUAUUCAAGGAAAAUUUGAUCAAUAUAACAAAAGUCCAUAUAGCGCAAUUAUAGAAGCAUUAUCCCAACUAGUAAAUUUAAUUUUAGCAUCAAGUCCAUUGGAAUUAGAAUUCUAUAAAGAUAGGCUUCUGAGAGCAUUGGGUCCAAAUAUUGGCGUAAUAUCCGACGUUAUACCUAAAUUAGAAUUAAUAGUAGGCCCACAUAAUAAACCAUUACCUUUACCAUCUUCAGAGUCACAAAAUAGAUUUGAUCUCGCAUUUAAAGAUUUUCUUAGAGUUUUUGCAGAGGAGGGACAACCUUUAGUUAUUUUUUUAGAUGAUUUCCAAAGAGCUGAUCCAUCAAGUUAUCGUUUAAUUAAAUUAUUAAUGGAGAAUAAUUCAAACAAUAACAAUAGUAUUUCAUCGAGUACUGGCGUUAGUAAUUCUAAUAACACUAAUAAUGGAUAUAGUCAAAAAGGUUUAAACUAUUUAUUAGUUAUUGGAGCAUUCAGAGAAAAUGAAGUAAAUGAAUUAAAUCAACAAGAUUUUCAAGAUUUAUCAUCGAUAUCAACAAAAAUUGUAUUAAAAAAACUGGAAUUAAAAGAUGUAAACCUAAUGGUGUCCUCAACACUUCACACUUUACCACACGAAACCAUUUCCUUAUCCCAGGUUGUUUUAUCCAAAACUCAUGGUAAUCCAUUUUUUAUAAUUCAAUUUUUAAAAACGCUGUUUAAUGAAAAUUUGGUUUUCUUUUCAACACAAGAAGAAAAAUGGGUAUGGGAUAUAGAAAAAAUUCAAAAAAGAGAAUUUACUGAUAAUGUUGUAGAGUUUAUGGUAGAGACCUUAAAACAACUGGAUCCAAAAGCUCAAAAGGUACUACAUUUAGCAUCAUGUAUAGGUAAUUCAGUAGAUUUAGAAAUGUUAGCAUCCGUUGCAGAGCUAUCACAAGAAGAAACAUUAAAAAUUUUAACACCAAUUUUAUCCAGAGAUUUAAUUGUGAAUGUACACGAUAAACGAUAUAAUUUUGUUCACGAUAGGGUUCAACAAGCAGCAUUUUCUUUAGUCGUUUUAAGGGAAGAAAAAAAACAAAUUCAUUUAAAAAUUGGUAGAAUAUUAUAUAAAAACUAUUUAAAUAAGCAAACCAAUCAACCAAUUCUACAACUCAACAACCAUCACAAUCAUAGUUCUCAACCAUCAACCAUUAUUACCAUUUUUGAUAUUUUAAACCAGUAUAAUUUUGGUAUAGAUUUAAUAGAUACAUUAGAAGAGAGGUUGAAACUGUCACUACUAAACUAUGAAGCUGGGAAAAAGGCUAAAUCUUCAACUGCUUACAACUAUGCCAACCAAUAUUUUCAAAUUGCUUUAAAUUUAUUUCCAGACUUAGAAGAAACAUGGUCAGAACACUAUCAAUUAUUAUUUAAUAUAUUUUUAGAAAAAUCUCAAAGUGAAUUUAUGGUUGGAAAUUUCGAAGAAUCAGAUAGAUUAAUUGAAGAAGCUUUAAUCCAUGCUCAAAUGGAUGAGCAUAUUGGACAAGUAACUGCAUUGCGUGUUAAACAAUAUACCCUAUUAACAAGAUUCGAUGACUGUUUGGCCAUGAGUGUAGAGUUUCUCAAAAGCCAAGGUGUUUUAAUCGAUCCAAAUGUCACAGUUGAUGAGUUAAGAAAAGACUACGAGGCAUUUAAAGAAAAACUAGGGGACGAGUCAUUAUCAACAGUAAUGAAUAGACUACAUCAAAAUAUUAAACCUACACCGGUGGUAGAAAGUUGUAUUCAAUUAAUGAGCAUAAUGAUACCAUCAUUAUUUUUAAACAAUAUGGAAAUAUUAUCAUCUCUAUUAAUGAAAUUUGCAGAGUACACUUUAGAGAAUGGGAUAUCAAGUUGGAGCAGUACAGGAUUUGCAAUGUUUGGGUUGGUAGUAUCCAUUGGUUAUUUUGACGAUUUUAAAUUGGGGUAUCAAUUUGGUAAAUAUGCUAUGUCAUUAAAAGAAGAAUUCUCAGAACAAGUUGGGAGUAAGGGUAUGGUAACUCUCUUAUAUUCCGGUUACAUUCACCAUUUAGAAAAUCAUCUAUCAACAAGCAUACCCAUUUGUAAACAAGCUUUUUUAGAAUCUAUUGAAUGUGGUGAUUUAGGUUGUGCAUGUUAUUGUAGUGUAAAUCUAAUAUUACAUAGGCUAUUAAUUGGGAGUCCUUUAGAGGAAACUUUUCAACUUUCAAAACAAUAUUCAAAUUAUAUAGAACAAUAUUAUUUUAAACCAAUGUAUCAAGUUGUAAUUUCACUUCAAAAUUUUAUUUUAGAGUUAAUGGGUACCGAUAUUAUUUCGGAACAACAAUCCUCAACAUUUUUAUUUAACAGUGAAUGGGAUAUAGAUGCAUUCGAAUUUGAAUUAGAUUCAACACCAGAUGUGCAUUGCCCAAUAGCAUUCUAUUAUAUUAUGAAGAUUCAACAUUGUUAUUAUUUUUCAGAUUUUGAAACCGCUUGGAAAUCAGUUCUCAGAACUGAACAAUCAAUAGUUGGAAUUUUUGGUCACACUCAUUUAUUGGCCGUACUUUAUUUAUUUAAAUGCCUAACUAUUUUCGCAUUAUACCCAACACUCACCCAAGAAGAGAGAAAUGAUCGUAUGGAAAUGGUUAAUGUAUAUAGAGCUAAAUUAGAAGGUUUAGCAAAUCAGAGUUGGGAAAAUUUUGGUUCUCAUCUUAUGAUAUUGCGUGCAGAGCUUGAAAGAUUAAACGGUAAUUAUGAAGAAGCAAUGGAGUAUUACAGCGAAGCCAUUGUUUUAGCACAACAGUUCAAGUAUCAACAAAAUGAAGCAUUAGCAAAUGAAUUGGCAUCGAGAAUGUAUAUACAAAUUAAAAAAUUUGCUGUUGCAAAGGCCUAUUUAAUCGAAGCCCAUAUGUGUUAUAGAAGCUGGGGAGCGUUAAGGAAAUCUAAUCUUUUAGAACUAGAGUUCCCACAUAUAUUAUGUCAAACAACUGGUACUUUAAUGAAUCCAACAAAAAGAGUUAAAAGAAUAGAGUCAUUAUUUUCAACAAACUAUGUUUCAUUUAAUAAUAGCAAUAAUAAAGAAACAAGUUCUAUUUCAAAUGUAAAUAACAAUAUUAGCAAUUCAUCUUCAUGUCUAUCCUCAUCCUCCUCAUCUUCAUUAUAUUCCUCAUCCUCAUCCUCGUUACAAACUACAAUUUUACCAUCAUCACCAUUAAAUAAAAAUUCAAUUCCACCCCCAAUAACAACUCCAUUUACUUCAUCAUCAAAUAUUUCAAAUAGUUUAGGUAUGAGUAGUAUGAAAACCAGUGUAAAUAGUGUAAUUAGAUCAAAUAGUACCGGAAGCAGUGGAACCUGCUCAAGUUCAAGUAGUUCUUGCUCUAGUAAUACCAAUAGCUCAUGCAGUAGUAAUGGAUUAUAUUUUGGAAAUUUAAUAGGUAAUAGCAAUAAUAGUAACGAACCAAGCUUAUCAAUUAGAAGAAGAUCGCAGGAUGGAACAUUUACAACAAAAAAUGUAUUUAGGUAUCCAGUCGAUGCUGUAGAUUUGUGCUCUGUAAUUACAGUGUCUAACUCUUUAGCAGAAGAAAUUUAUUUUGAUCGGUUAUUGAAAAGGUUAAUGAAAGUAGUUAUUAAAAAUGCUGGUGCAAGUAGAGGUUUUUUAUUAUUAAUUGAAGAUAAAAUAACAAAAGAACUAUUCAUAAAUCCAAGUAAUGGCAACCAUACCCUAUUAGGAGAUUUAAGUGUUGCCGCAUCUGCCUUGGUUUAUAAUGAAAAGGUAUUAGUGGAGGUUUUUAUAAACAAUACAUCCCAAACUCUAUCAACUGCGCCAUCUACCCCAAUUAUUAACUCAUCAUCAUAUAAUUUGGCAUCAUCAUCAACAUCAACAACAAACACCAGUGGGAAUUUAAAUAAAAGUUCAAAUAAUAUACCAAAUUCAAAUAAUUCAAAUAAUUCAAAUUCAAAUGGAUAUUCAGGUAAAUUAAAUAAUAUUAUAAGAAAUGACUCAUUAAAUGAAGAUGGUACUUGGAACAUGUGUAUUUCUAUGAUUAACUAUGUAAGAAGAACACAAGCGCCCCUACUCAUAACCAAUGCAGUUGAAGACAACACAUUUGCCGAUGACUCAUAUAUUAAAAAGAGAAAUCCAAAGAGUAUUUUAGUUUUACCAAUUGUUUAUCAAGGAAAUUUGGUUUCAAUUUUAUAUUUAGAAAAUAAUUUUGCUACUGGUGCUUUUACCCAUGGGAGAAUGGAAAUUCUCAAUCUUUUAUCCUCGCAAAUUGCAAUUUCUUUUCAAAACGCAAGACUCUUUUUAAAAUCAAAUCAUUUAGCAAACCAAGCAUUUUUAGCAAAAGAAGAUGCAGAAAAAGCCAAUAAAGCAAAAUCAGAUUUCAUUUCAAAUAUGUCACAUGAAAUGAGAACACCUCUUAACCAUAUUAUUGGUGCAAUAGAGUUGUUGAAAGGAUUUCCAUCCACUAAUGAUCAAAAAGAAUUAUUAGCAAUUAGUCAGCAGUCAUCCGAAUCACUUUUAUUUAUGGUAAAUAAUAUUUUAGAUUUAUCAAAAGUAGAGCAAGGAAAAACCAAAUUAAAUUUAACAAGUUUCAAUAUAGUCAAUUUUUUAGAAGAUAUUAUAUGCGCUAUAUCACCAAAUGCACAUUCAAAAGGGUUAUAUAUUGGUUUAUUUAUAAAUCCAUGUUUUUCAAAAAUCCCUGUCAAUGGUGAUGUUAAUAUUUUACGUCAAAUUAUAGUGAACUUGUUAACAAAUGCAAUUAAAUUUACAGAAAAAGGUGAAGUUUAUUUAAAACUAAAUCUAUCACUAAAUAACAAUGUUGAUAGAUCACCAAUAAAUGAAGAAGAAGAAGAAGAAGAGGGUGAUGAGUAUGAAGAAAUGCAAAAUGAGGAUACCAUUAAUCUAAAGAAAAGAAAUAAUAAUAAAAGAAAAGGGUCACCAUCUAACUAUGUUAUUAAUAUAGAGGUAUCUGAUAGCGGUAUUGGAAUUAAACAGAGUGACUUUGGUAAACUUUUUCAAAGAUUUUCACAGAUAGAAGUUGGUUCAAGUAGAGCAUACGAUGGAACAGGUUUGGGUCUUAGCAUUUGCAAACAAUUGGUAAAUUUAAUGAAAGGUGAUAUUGGUAUUCGUAGUAAAAUUGGUGAAGGUUCAGUAUUUCAUUUCACAGUCGAAUUAAGUAAAUCUUAUGAUGAAAGCAUGUCAAAUAAAUAUCAUUUACCAUCAGAACUUACCCAAAAUACGAAAAUAACAAUUUUUGAAGAAAAUAAAACUAUAUGCGACCAAAUAAAAACCUUAUGUAAAUCCAAUGGAUUAAAUGAAAUCAAUACAAUCAACCAAAAGUUUUCAUUAGAAUUACUAUCAGAUUGUUUGGAUACACUAAAACCAAUUUCAUCACCAAAGCUUCAAUCUUCAUGCGGUGGGUCCUCAUCAGCUACAAUUUUAUCACCUAAACUUCUAUCACCUAAAUUACUAUCACCAAGAACUCCACUUUCAAUUAAUGGUUGCACGACUACAAAUAUGAACUCAUUAUCCCCAAAAAACCCUUCUCGCUCACCAUCACCAUCAUUUUCAUCAAUUUCUCCAUCUUUUUCUUCAUCACCACCAAAUAAAGAAAUUAUAAUUAUCGGAUUACCAUUAAAUUUUACUGAAGAAAAUAUUUUGACUUUGGUCGAAAAUACUAAAACAAUCACAUAUUCAGCCUAUAUAAACAAGAAAGGAAAUAUUUCAAUUGCAUCAAAUGUUAAUAAAUUUGAAUUUGUUUUUGUUACCCAUAUUCUAUUAAGCGUAUCAUCAAGAGAGAUAUUAAAUCAAGCAUCUAUUCAUAUUGUCAAUAGACCCAUAAAAAUGAAAGCUUUUCAUAGAACAUUAAUGAAAAUAUUGGAUAGUAAUAGUAAAAGUCAUAAUAGUAGCUAUAUGUCAUCUCCAAAUAUUAGCAAUAAUCUUCACACUUCAGUUAAUGGUACCAAUACUAAUGGUUUAAAUAAUCCUGAUGAUAAUCAUAAACAUCAACAAUUUAAAUUUCAAAAACAACUAUCAGAUAGUAAUAUUUGCUAUACUAGCAGUAAGAAACUUAUCCAAAACCAUCAGCAACAGCAACAAACAAAGCAGCAAGAACAACCUCAAGAGCAGCAAUAUCAACAAAAAAAACAAUUAAAACAAGAAACCCAAACAAUUCCUGAAAGUGAAUUUGAAAAUAGUUUAGUUAUUGGAAGUAGUUGUGCAACAUCCAAUACUACUACAACAACACUAACUAAUGAUACAGAGGUUACAAUCAUAUCAAAUAGUGCUGCUGGUGAAGAAAACAAUAAUACUAGUAGUAGUAUUAGUAUUAGUAGUAGUAUUGUUUGUAGUAGUAGUAAUAAUAUUGUAAUAGAACCAAUCAUAAAAGUGGUAGAAAAGAUCUCACCAUCAAUAUUAGUAGUUGAGGAUAAUGAAUUAAAUGCCAAUAUAUUAUUUAGAAUGUUACAAAAACUAGGAAUUAAAGAUCCAGAUUUAGCACUCAAUGGUUUAGAGGGUGUAAAGAAAGCUAAAAACGAAGAGUAUGAUUUAAUUCUAAUGGAUAUUCAAAUGCCAGUUAUGGAUGGUUAUGAAGCUACAACUAAAAUAAGAAAAGAAGAAGGAAAUAAAAAACAUACACCAAUUAUAGCAAUGACAGCAAGUGCAAUGAAUGGACAAAAGGAGGCAAUGCUUUCUGCUGGUUGUGACGAUUUUUUCUCGAAGCCAUUCACCCUCAAAGAUUUGCAAGGUAAAAUAUUUAAAUUUUUAAACUAUACCCCUCCAACCAUCCAGCCAAAAUAA